GGCGGAUUGCCCGUCAGCAGAGUCGAAAGUCAACACUCGAAAGUUUCCGUUCGUCCUCACGCCAGCGCGAGAAGCCCGGUCCGUGGGAGUCUUGCCAGGAAUCAAACGAAGCUCCACGACCCUCGGGAAACGGAGCGGCGCGCGCCAAGGUUAACCCGUGUCAGAAUAUUUGAACCCAAAUUGACUACAUCUGAAAUAACAUAGGAAACAAUGUCUUUCUUAAUCAGAGGUGCUCAAAAGCAUGGCUUUAUCUGUCAAGCCCACAAAGAAUUAUUGAAAAGAUAUAUACUGAAGAGUUCAAAAGCUUUCAAUGGACAAAAGAUGAGAUCUUCAGAAACAUCCUCUCCAGUUAAUUCUAAAAAUAUGGACUCUGUCAAUUAUAUAAUAGUUGGAGCUGGAUCUGCAGGAUGUGUUUUAGCCAACCGAUUGACUGAAGAUCCUCACAAUACAGUGAAGCUACUUGAAGCAGGUCCAAAAGAUACUGUUUUAGGUAGCAAACAAUUAUUGUGGAAGAUCCAUAUGCCUGCUGCUUUAACUUACAAUCUCUGUGAUGAGAAAUAUAACUGGUACUACCAUACAACACCCCAAAAACACAUGGAUAAUCGGAUCCUGUACUGGCCCAGAGGACGAGUCUGGGGUGGUUCCUCAUCCCUCAAUGCCAUGGUGUACAUUCGAGGCCAUGCAGAAGAUUAUAAUAGGUGGAGUAAAGAAGGGGCUGUUGGAUGGGACUAUGAGUUCUGUUUGCCGUAUUUUAAGAAAGCACAAACGCAUGAGUUGGGGGCUGAUCUUUAUCGAGGAGGGGACGGCCCACUUCAUGUGUCAAGGGGAAAAACAAAAAACCCUCUUCAUUGUGCAUUCCUGGAUGCAGCUCAGCAAGCUGGGUACCCUUUCACAGACGAUAUGAACGGUUUUCAACAAGAAGGCUUUGGCUGGAUGGAUAUGACAAUAUAUGAAGGUAAAAGGUGGAAUACAGCUAGUGCAUACCUUCGUCCUGCUUUAUCACGUCCAAACCUGUCUGCAGAAGUCAGUACAUUUGUUACAAAAAUUUUAUUUGAGGGGACCAAAGCAAUUGGUGUUGAGUAUAUUAAAAAUGGAGAAAAGAAAAAGGUUUUUGCUAGUAAGGAAGUUAUUUUAAGUGGUGGUGCCAUAAAUUCUCCACAGUUACUUAUGCUAUCUGGAGUUGGAAAUGCAGACGAUCUAAAAAAAUUAGGAAUCCCUGUUGUCUGCCAUCUUUCAGGGGUUGGCCAUAAUCUCCAAGAUCAUUUGGAAGUGUAUAUACAGCAAAAGUGCACUCAACCUCUAACACUGUAUAAAUCACAAAAGCCUCUUCGGAUGAUCAAAAUUGGUCUUGAAUGGUUCUGGAAAUCCACAGGUAUGAAAAUAGAUGUCUGGGAGUUUCGCCAGUGUGUGAAAUUAGCCAGGGAGAUCUUUGCUCAGAAAGCAUUUGAAGAAUUCCGGGGACCUGAGAUUCAACCAGGGGAACAUAUUCAGUCUGACAAAGAAAUAGAUGCUUUCGUAAGACAAAAAUCUGAUAGUGCCUAUCAUCCUUCGUGCACUUGCAAAAUGGGACAGAAUUCUGAUCCUACUGCUGUGGUUGAUCCUGAGACCAAAGUUAUAGGCACAGAAAAUUUAAGAGUAGUUGAUGCCUCAAUAAUGCCCAGUAUUGUUAGCGGGAAUUUAAAUGCCCCAACCAUCAUGAUAGCAGAGAAGGCUGCUGAUAUUAUCUUGGGAUUACCACCGCUUCAAGGGAAAAAUGUUCCAGUAUAUAAACCCAAAACUCUGGAAACGCAGCGGUAACUUUUUUAUCUGCACUAGAAGUUUGGUUCCAUUGGAGCCAAUCUUGGCCUACUUUUUCUAUAGGAACAUGUAUAAAGAGUAGCAGCACUUAAUAUGUUUUUCUAUACCACUAAACCAAAAAUCUACUUUCAGUGUCAAGAAAAAGGAUGUACACUAGAAAUAAUGCUUUACUUCAGUUAAUAUUUGUUAAUAAUAGAUGCUUGGAAGCAUCUAAUUAACCACAGAAUUGUUGUAAGCAAAUAUUUGAUGGUAUGCACAGUACAUUUUUAACCACAGAAGUCAGAUUUUGUACAUUAAUACAAAACAAUGGAAAGGAAAAUAACAACAAAUAGAAUGUAGUUUAUGGCUUUUGAUUUGAUGGGCUAAUACAUUUCAUCCAGUCUAAAGGUAAGAGAAAAUAGCAAUGUAUUUUUUCUAGUACACAAGGCAGCAUUUAAUCUCAGAAUGAAAUAGAAUUGUCAUUCUAAAUAGUUGAAGCAGAAUUAUGUUCAAGUUAGACCUUUGAUCUAUAUUUUGUAUCUGGUACAUUUAGGUCAUUUUUCCCCCCAAUUGUCACUAAAUAAUUUUAAAAGAAUAGAAGUCAUGCUGAAGUGAUUUUAGUAGAAAUAAUCAUGGUUAAAUUAUGCUUGUGCUUUGUAAAAAAUAUUUUAUUUCUGAAAUAAACAAAUUCUAAUUAAUAUA
This is a messenger RNA of Thamnophis sirtalis, 2478 nucleotides long. The record is from RefSeq and is a predicted model, not a curated record. Lineage: Eukaryota; Metazoa; Chordata; Lepidosauria; Squamata; Natricidae.